CAGAGACAGGCCUCGUGUGGUGGGUUGUGUGCUAUCAAUAGUGAAGAGACCCUUAACCCACCCAAUCUCACCCAGGGUAUAGGUCGGUCUCGUUCCAGACUUCUUCACCAGCCUCUCUCCCUUCCUUCCUUUUCAUUUCCUUUUAUAAAGAGUGGAUUGACUUAAGUUGACCUCUGAUAAAGCUUCUGACAUUGUCUCAAUCAAUGAAGCUGGAGAAGAUUAGGAAGCCAAAGUUGGCAUGAAGGUAUUGAAGCAGAUUUGCAGCCACUUUGCCUGUGACUUUGACAGUACAAGGUCUGGUGUCCCCCUGUCUUUACUUCUUCACUGACUCUGGGAAGUCCCCUCGCCCAGGAAUUGGGAGGAAUUGUAGCCACCCAAAAGAAAGAAACCGAGGUCCCUAAAAGGUUGCCUGGAUGGGGGGUUGCCUUUGACCUGCCCUGACCCCUGUUUUAGGGGAUGCAUUUCCUCUUUGGUCUCCUGAACAGUGAAGAUACGUGGCAAAUGCCUGCCAUGCUUCCUUCAUUGGCUGCUUGUGCACAUAUUGUUUUGCAUGGAAAUGCUCAGAAGGACACCCAAGGCGCCAGGCCCUGCCAUCCCUACGUGCUGGGGAAAAGCAGUUGCAGUAUCUUCUUUAUCGCUAGGCUUAUGCUUAGCACAUUUUAAAAUCUGGUGCCUUUGAAGGCCUCCCUCUCAGAGUGCCCUGAAUUCUCCCAGAGAAUGAAAUGCUCAUGCAGUAAACAAAUGCUUUCAGCUUUGCCUAAAGAUAGCCAUUUUCCCUGUGCCUCCAAAGAGCCUAUGAAAGGCAGAUGGUUUUUUUAAAAGAAAUGUAAGCCUUCCAAGAGGGAGGAAGACUAUUACAGUUUAUCUAGCAACCUGACCAGCUUCUCUGCUCCUGAUUCCUGAGCUCUAAGAUCUCAAUCUCAUUGCUAUAAAAAUGCACUGGGAGUCUAGAUUAUACACCUGGUCUCUGGAAAGCAGUGAAGGCAUCUGUGAACAAGGCUCAGUAAUGUUUGGAAGCCACUCUGGUACCAUAGUUGUAAUACGGAAGAGGUGCUUUUUGUAUUCGACUCGGCUGUUUUGUUUUGCUGUCUGCUUGCCUAGAGCCAGAGUAAUAACCUGAACAAUGCUACUAAAAUUGCUACUGUGCCCUUUUAAAUUACACCGUUUGUUUCAAUUGCAGACGGAUAGUAUGAGAGCACCAAGAUCUUUGGAGGAUUUAAUGAUAAAUAAUUAACCAUUUUAUUGCCACAGUACUCAUAAAAAUAUUAGGCACUUGAUUAUAAUCGUAAAAAAGGAUUUGAUGGCACUUAGCUAUGUUGGUAUGUAAUCCCGCAUUUCACAGAAUGCAUAACACUAACCCACCCAGCUUCAGUUUUAUUAAUAAUGCAGUUUUGAUCCUAGAAAUUAACUUAUGCCCUAGAAAUAAUAUUAAACAUUGGACUGCCCUGUAUGCACCUGUAUUUUAACAGUGGGAGAUGGAGGUUUCCGAUAACUCUUUUCCCAGAUCCAGCCAAUUUUUGGACAUAAUUCUUCACGAAUAUCAGGUUUGAAGAGACAUUUUGACUCUCCUGAUUUGGGAUUAAUUUGUUUUUGAAGCUGCUUUAGCAUCAACUGAUCGGUCAAGGUUUUGCUAUGGCAUAGUAAAGAUGAAUUCACGUAACGCCCUAUAGUUCUGCCAUAUGAAAAGUGAGCACUCAUUCUCUGCUGAGGUGUAUUCAGUCCCUUAAAAUGAAGUCUCCUCGCAAACUUCAAAUACAGCAGGAGGAUAUCACUCUCUUUUCUGCUUAAUCCCCGUACAGGUAGUCCUCGAUUUACAACCACAGUUGGGACUGGAACAUAUCUGUUGUUAAGGAGCAUAGUCAUUAGGUGACUAAUCAUCCUGAUUUUGCAACCUUUUUGCAUUGUGAAUCAUGUCAUUAAGUGAAUCUGGCUGCCCCAAUGGAAUUUGCUUGUCGGAAGUCCCCUUGAAAGAUUUUUAAGUGGCGAUAUUCUGGUCCCGGGACUUUGUGUGAAUACCUGCCAAUUGCCAAGCAGCCAAAUUUUGAUCAUGCGACCGCAGAGAUGUUGCAGUAGUCAUAAAUCACUUCUUCUGAGCUUUUCUAACUUCAAGUGGUCGUUAAACAAAUGGUUAUAAAUUGAGGAAUACUUGCAUAUUAUAAUUACUGUGCUUAAUUGAAGUAACUAAACUUGCUCAUUUUUUUAAGCUUUGAAAGCCUUUAAUUUAUAUCUUGACAUAGUUUAUUAUAAAAUCAAGCAAGCAGUUUGUUUUAUUUGCCCUAACCUGGGACACAGGGCUAACAAAAUUUUACAAAAACAAAGCUGGAUCUCUUGAUUUCCUUUGUGUAUAAGCAAAGUCAUUUUUUUUUCCGUUUCAAAUAUCAUGUAAAAUAAUAUUUUGGAGAAGUUACUAUUUAUUUGUAAUAUGCUUCUCACUUUGUGUUAAUAUUGUUUAAUAAACUUUAAUAAUCAUUGUGUUUCUUGGAAAGAUUUUUAUUUUCAUGUGAAUUCCCUCUGUAGGGAAUUAAUCUGGCAUAAUGGUACUAAUAUGGAUUUGGGUGUUUGUGCUAAUUCCCCCUUUUAAGGAAGGAAACGGGUUGUCCUUUUCCAAAGGUGACAGUCUGUAUCUCACUUAACCCGCAAAUAAAAAUGGAUGCUAGGCUAACAGACUGGUCAAAACACCCCAGUCAGCAUUUUGAACAGUUUACAUCAGAGAUGAGUUAAUCGCCCUUCUUGCUCUUCUCUUACGUAGAAAUUAAAAGAUUGUUCACAUUUUGCAUGGGUUUUCCAACUUGUAGAAAGUAUUGUUUAUGCCAAUGCAAGUUUACGGCAUUCUUUCUGCAUGUAUUUCAUAAUUCACACAGAUUACCUAAUCAAAGUAAGCUGAAUAGCUGAGUGAGUGAACAGUUAAAAUAUACAUUUGCUCUGUUUAAUAAAGAUCACUUUAGAAACGUCAACUUAUUCUAACUCAAAAGUGGCUGCAAAUCAGCAAUUAUAGUCACUGAAACGGUUUUUAAUUUUUCUAAGGAAAGCACUGCAUUAAUGCAUGAUAUAAAAGAUUUUUUUUAUAAUUAAAAUGCAGUUUUGAAUGACUGAAUUUUCCAAUUUCAACCACUGCAUUUGUUGAGGCACAAGCUGGAAAAUGGAACUGGUAUCAAUCCGCGCUCUAGAUUUUUUUAGCAAUUAUCUGGCAAUGGAAUGAGGGAUCCGGAGGUUCCCUCACAGAUAAGGUUCCUCUGAAUUAAAGCUAAAGUAGAAGAUUGAUAUGAUUUAAUCUGUAUUUCUUCCAUUUUUUGAUGAUGUAUUAGUAUUUUCACUCAAAGUGACCACAAAGUUAGAUAGCCAAGAUAAUCAUUUAUUUAUUUUUGGAAUAAUUGUUUUUAAAAGAUUGUAAUACUUUUAAAUAAUCAGACUAAAAGCUGAGUAUACACACUGCACUAAUUGCAUUUGAGGCCAGUAGCUCAUAAAAAGUAUUCUUUGCUUUAAGAAAAAUAUUGCUCAUUUGUUUUCCUUCUAGAGAGGGCCCUGCUCUCAAUUCAAGGCUUCUGCAAUUUAACUGAUUUUGUAAGACAAGUUCAUGUCCCAAGUUAAGCUUUGUUUUAGUUCUGGAUUUCAGAGCAUUCUGGGGCAUCUCCAGAGGUGUUUUAGAGCCCAUUGAACACUUGAGCAGUUAUCUUGUUAUCCAAGAAGAUUUUGGGGCCUGUGGAGUUCCUGCAUAAUCCUUUCAUUUGCAGGAACCUGUCUUGCCCCUUCCCUUGACGGGGGGGCUGCUCAGGCUGAGUUCCUCAUUCUUUCUUCCAGCUUGAAGAAUGUGGCGCUGCUUUUGGCUGAGGAAGGGAUCUCUGCCUGACCCCCCCACCCCCCUCCAAGGGCAUUGAUUCUUUCAGGACCAGGGCAGUCCUCCAGGUUAAAACCUUAGCCGAUGCUUUUUCUUCUUUUGGGGGGAAAUUCCUAAAAGACAGUUGGUACCAGUUCCAUUUGUUGCUCUUCAGUUAUUUUACAUUUCAUUUCUCAUUUGAUAAUUGAUAUCUGGAAUAAUCAGCAGCUCUCUUCUUCUCAUUUAUUUUCUCAUUAUUUUUAUUCCAGGAUUUGCCUCUGAAGCAGGGAGUGUCUGCAUUAAAAAUGACCUGCAGUUCUCUGCUUCAUAGAUGCUUCUUCAGCUCCCUCUUCCUCCGUGGGCGGUGCUUGCAGCUCCUUUACCACCUCUUCCGGCCCCACCAUUUACUCUACCUCAGUCACUGACAGCAAAGCUAUGCAAGUGGAGGGCUGCUCCUCAGCCAUGGGGGUAAGUAACCGUGGGGUAAGUGACAAGCAGUUAACCAAUAACACAGUCCAGCAGCAGCAGCAGCCACAGUCCACCCCGAAGAGGCACACAGUCCUGUACAUCUCGCCACCACCAGAGGAUUUGCUGGACAACAGCCAGAUGUCCUGCCAGGAUGAGGGGUGCGGAUUGGAGUCUGAGCAAAGCUGCAGUAUGUGGAUGGAGGACUCCCCCUCUAACUUCAGUAACAUGAGUACCAGUUCCUACAAUGAUAACACUGAGGUGCCACGUAAAUCUCGUAAGCGAAAUCCAAAGCAGAGGCCAGGGAUCAAAUCCAGAGAUGGUGAAGAAUCGACCAUGGAUAUCUUUGAUGCUGACAGUGCCAAAGCGCCUCAUUAUGUCCUUUCUCAACUCGGCACGGAGAGCAAAAGCAACUUGAAAGCAGGAAAUGGAACCUCAGAAGUCCCCAAGGCGGCUGGAGGGAAGAAGAGCCCUCUGUUGUGUGGUCAGUACCUGAGCAAAAGUGAAGGCAAAGAGCUGAAGAUCCUGGUACAGCCGGAGACUCAACACAGAGCUCGCUACCUCACUGAGGGCAGCCGAGGCUCAGUGAAAGACAGAACCCAGCAAGGAUUCCCCACCGUCAAGCUGGAAGGUCACAACGAUCCUGUGACGUUACAGAUAUUUGUAGGCAAUGACUCUGGCCGGGUGAAGCCCCACGGAUUCUAUCAGGCCUGCAGGGUGACAGGGCGGAACACCACGCCCUGCAAAGAGGUGGACGUCGAGGGCACGACUGUCAUCGAAGUAGGCCUGGAGCCGAGCAACAGCAUGACGCUGGCGGUGGACUGUGUUGGGAUUCUGAAGUUGAGGAAUGCAGAUGUCGAAGCCCGAAUAGGCAUUGCUGGUUCUAAGAAAAAAAGCACUCGAGCCAGACUGGUUUUCCGUGUCAACAUCCCGCGGAAAGAUGGUUCUGCUCUAACGCUACAGACUCCGUCCUCGCCUAUCCUGUGCACUCAACCUGCAGGCGUGCCGGAGAUCCUCAAGAAAAGCCUGCACAGCUGUUCAGUGAAAGGAGGAGAGGAGGUCUUUUUGAUCGGGAAGAAUUUCCUGAAGGGAACCAAAGUGAUCUUCCAAGAGAACAUCUCUGAUGAAAGCUCCUGGAAAGCCGAGGCAGAAAUUGACAUGGAGCUGUUUCACCAGAAUCAUCUAAUUGUGAAGGUGCCACCUUACCAUGACCAGCAAAUAACUACACCUGUUUCUGUUGGGAUUUUUGUCACGACCAAUGCUGGGAGAUCACAUGACAUACAACAAUUUGCAUACACUCCAGAUACAUCAGCUGAGACUCUGAAUGUGAAUGUGAAGCAGGAAAUAUCCAGCUCAACCCAGCCCUGCUCUUUUGAUGAUGUAGCCAAAGUAAACUCCAGUGGUUGCAAGUUGGACCAAGUAAACCUUCUCCCCAGUGCCUUGGUAACUCCUCUCAGGCCAAACAGUAUCGUUAAGAAUGAAGAGGCUGCUCCAAUGGAACUUUUGGCUGAGAAAAUGUCUCUUCCUGCCUUUAAUACAACCAGCGCCAUCGGGCAGUCUCAAACAACUUUGGAAACCACCAUAUCCAGCCUCUUGGGGAGUGGCCCAUUCUCCUCUUCUGCUUCUCAUUUAGCUCCAGAGAGCGAAAAACAGCCCCCGCAACCACAGUACCCUCCUGACACCAGGCCUGCCCUUCAGGCUCCGGACCUGGUGCAGUCCGGCAGCUUUGCAGCCACCUCUGCUCCGAGCCAGCUGCAGAACAGUGACAGCCUCCUGCAGCAGGCCUCCCAGUUCCCCUUGAGGGAAGCUUCCUCCAGAGAGGCUUUGCAGUCGGACAGCACAGCCAUGGCUUUGUCCCAGCUGACGGAGGCUCCCCAACAGCCGCCUCCCCUUCAGGAGUCCAGCCAGGCACUGCAGCAGCAGCAGCAGCAGCAGCAGAUCUCCUCCAGCAUGUUCUCCUCGGCCGGCGGGGUGAGCCAGCUCCAGAGCACAAUCCAGCAGCUGCAGGCGGGGAGCUUUCAGUCCAGCCCCGGGGACGGCGGAGGCGGCAGCAGCAGAAACAUUGACCUGGUUCAGCAAGUCCUGGAAGCUCAGCAGCAGCUGUCCUCCGUCCUCUUCUCAGGCUCCGAGGGCGAGGAUGUGCAAGAGCAGCUCAACGCAGAGAUCUUCCAGCAGGUCAGCCAGAUCCAAAAUGGAGUCAACCAGGGCAUGUUUCCUUCCGCGGACACCGUCCACUCGCGGGCAGAAGACCUCCUCCCCAGCCGAAGCGAGAUCAUGCGCCCACAGCCGGAGGCUUCGUUGGCCGGGCAGCAGCAGGCGCAGCAGCAGGCGCAAGCGAUGGAGACGUCUGCUGCGAUGGUGAUUGACAUGCAGCAAGGCCUUUGCCAGGCCCCCGGCCGCAUGCCGUCCGACUUGUUCGCCUCCUCUUCCUCCUCCUCCUCCUCCUCUUCCUCCUCGGGAAAUGGGAGCAUCCAGCAGUCCCCAGUUUACACGCAAACUUCCCAUUUGAUAGGCGGGCUGUCAGCAAGCGAAGACAUGCAAAUGCAGUGUGAGCUGUUCUCCCCCACCAGCGUCCCCAACAGCGACGCGGCUACCCCAGGGCAGCCACAGGAGCAGGUGCCCGCCGGCGGCCCUGCCCUCUUCCCUGCUUCAGGCUGCUCUGCGGAAGGCAAAGAAGCCUCCGGACAAGCCAAGCAGAUGCAGAGCACCGUCUUUCAGGCCAUGGUCCAAAUGCAGCACAGUGGGGAAGGCCAGGCCCAGGUGGCCCUUUUCCCUUCCUCGGAGGAGAUGCUGGCUGCCGUUCAAGGCCCCGGGGCCCAGCAGCAGAGCGGGGGGCUCUUCCAGCAGAGUGGGGAGCAGAUGCUCUCUCUCCAGGCGGGCAGCUUCUUGUCCCCGGCUGCCCACUCCCAGCCUCAGCUGUUCCACUCUCAGAGCCCCAUCGGGGACGCCCAGAGCAUCUCUCAGGAGGCCCCCGGUUCUCUUUUCCACAGCCAGAACGCUGCCGCCUCUUCUGAACAGCUGCAGCAGCCCAUGUUCCACUCCCAGGGGAGCCUCGGGGUGGUUCCGGACCAGCAGGGAGGCAGCCUGUUUCUCCCCCAGAAUGCGCAGGAGGAGCAGAUGCCGUUCUUCGCCACCCAAAGCUCCCUCUCUCCCUUGCAAGGCCCGGCCAGGGCUGAGCAGCAGCCCUCCUUCCAGCAGCCCCACCUCCAAGGGCCUCUGCUCGCCCAGGAGCAGCACCAGCCGACACAUCAGGGCCUCUUCCAGGCCCAAGUGACUCUGGCCCCCCUCCCUCCCUCUGGGGUGCCUCCCAACCAGCAGGGGGGCAUUUUCCAAGCCCAGCAUUCACUUGUGGCUCUUCAAACCAGUGCCUCCGCCCAGGAGCAGCAGCAGCAGCAGCAGCAGCAAAGCCUGCGGUUCAGCAGCCAGAACCCCAUGAGCUCCGUGGCCUCCCAGAAGCCAACACUGCUCUUCAGCUCCAGCCCCAGCACGAUGGCCAGUCAGGAGCAGCAGCAGCAGAGCCAGCCUCUCUUCCACCCCCAGAGGGCUCAAGAGCAGCAGCAGCAGCAGCAGCAGCCCAUGCAGUUCCAGAGCCAGGGUUCAGGCUCCACCCAAGCUGAGCCACCACAACCGCCGCCGGGUUUAUUCCAUGGCUCCCCCCAGAUGCAGCUGGGAUCCCCCAGUGCUCAGGAGCAGCCAGUCACCCUCUUCCUAUCAUCGGCUUCCAUGUCUGCCUUGCAGAGCAACAUGGGCCAACAGGAGUUGCAGCAACCCCCUCUGUAUCCCUCCCAGAGCAGCCUGCCAAACAUCCAGGACUCUUCGUCGCCCCCCCAGCAGCAGCAGCAGGCAGCCUCUUUGUUUCACAAUGCAUCUGCGGGAAGCUCCCUCAGCCAGCUGCAGAACUCCUCCGCUUCAUCCCCCCAGACCUCCGGGAUGUUCCUCUUUGGCAUCCAAGACACAGGUUGUGGCCAGCUGUUAACGUCUGGACCGGGUUCCGUGUCAGAGCAGAUGAUGACCCUCAGCCAAGCACAGAACGAGGUACAGCCGUCUGUCACGGCUCUCCUGUCCCAGCAAAUGUCAGAGAGUCCUCAGAUUUCUUCUGCAAUGACCACCAAUCAGAAUAUGAAGAAGAUUGAUGACCUGCUUGUAUCCCUCCAAAAUCAGGGGAACAAUGCCAUGGCCAGCUCCUUCUAACAAGCGAGAAAUCCUGCACUGGACAGGCUGCAUCUCUGGCUAUUCUGGAGUUUAGCAAAGUAGCAUUCUCUCUUCUCUGUUGAAAGGUGGCCGAAAGCAACAUCUUCAUCCUUGCUUUGGAAGAAUCCCACUCUGGAAGCUGGAAUCCCACUCCCCAAGCUGAAGUGGGGGGCAAAGCCGGGUUUUGUCUUAUCCAGGCAUGGGUUGGACUGUUAUCCCCAUCCCCAGUUCUCAGAGGGAUGUGGAGCAUGGCUGUCACAUGUCAGCACAAGGCAAGAACAAUGGGCUCCCUCCCCCUCCCUCUCCCGGUCCUUUUCUGGUUUUCACGAUUCUUUGGGCACAUUUCCUGUGUCCUCAAUCUUUUGACGGUUCCCCAUGAUUUGUGGCCACCUAUGGAAAUGGCUUCCAUUGAAAACUGUGGCGGGAGUGGCAUGGCACAAGUCUUCUGCAUAUGCUAUGAAUCCCACCCAGGAUCACGUCUUGAUGCUGCACCUGUUCGGGUGGUGACUGUGCAUGUCUGGAUUGGGCUCUGAAGCAGCAGCGGCUCCCGUCAGAGAGAGUGGGGGAGGAGCCCCUGGGGUGGGGGAGGUUUAGGGGGCACAAGGAGGGCCCUGCAGGGCAGGCACCCUCGGAUCACGGCUGUAGCUUGCUGAGAGCCGGGCGCAAGGGACCUCAGUGCUCGGCUGUUCCCCCUUGGCAGUUGCUGGUCUAAGGAACUUGUUUCGGAGUCUGCUUUGACUCCUCUGGAAGCUUCUCCCUGGAGUUUCCACCCUCCUAUUUAAAUAUUCUGUCAUAUACAGAAUUAACUUUCCGGCGGACUAGAAAAGCAGAAAAGAAAUAUUUGUGGUGAAUACAUGGCAGGAUUUAAGGAAGAAAGAGUAGAAUUUAGGUUGUUUUCGACACCGUUGCCGGGAGAUGGAGGCUCCAUGCUGGGAACAUGGAGCUCCAUUUUGAGCUCCAGGGCAGGGGAGCAGCCUCGCUCCUGUCAGAGGCCUUUGCGAAAAGGCCAGUGCGCAGGCUCUCCUGGGCUCCACCGCCUGCAGCCGCCUCCAGGCCUCUUGCGCGGGGCGUCUGCCACUCCAGAGUGGCCCUGGGCGGCUCUCGCUGACCUCUCGGCUGUUUGUCUUCUGGGCUGAGAAGAAGGCCGCUUGUCUCCCUCGUGCGCCUGUCGGGAGGGGGGGGGGUUCUUUCUCAUGCUGUGCCAGUCCGUCUCCUCUGUUAGUGGUCCGUGUGUUCAGUCCCAAGAGGUUUGGGUAUCGUUUUCAGUAGUACAGGCUCUUUUGCCAAUAUGAAGGGAACUUUUCAGAAAGAGGCCUCCUCGAGGUCAUUUAAUUUUGAAUACAGUUUUCAGUCGUUCAAGUUUUGGAUGGUUUAUAUCUAAUGUGUGUUUCAUUUUUUGGAAAGCUCUAUUUUGUAUUUAGUAAAUGAUAAACUAUUUUGCUAUUUGUACUAGAUGAGUACAUUGGCACACACACACAGACAUAUAUAUAUAUAUAAUAUAAUAUAUAUAUUAUACACACAUACAUUCACACACAUAUAUUCUUCUUGCCACAGAUUUUUUGUGGCAAAUGUGUGAGUUUAUAGUCUCUUCUCCCACCACAUGGCAUCUGGUUAUGGGGGAAAGGGGACAGGUUUCUUUAAUCUUCAUGGAGUAUUUCUGUAACUUUUGUGUCAGGUGUUCCUUCUUUGUCUGGCCAUUCCAUCAGUGCUGGCUGGCCAUGAAGGCAGCUUCACCCGCAAGGGAUGGGCCUCCUGCUGUGGGGGGCUCAGCAGGGGAGUCCCUUGGGGUGACUUCUUAAAAGCUGGGAUUUGAUUCCACUUUUAUUCUCUGUUAAUGUCUGACAUUUUUGCUGGCUUUUUAAUUUAUAACACUAAUGCUCUCUGCUUUCCCUCUUUUGUAAAUCCUAUAGAUUCCUUGAACCUAACUCUGAUGCUGAGAAAGAGAGAUGCACACAUGCGGAGGGAAUUAUGGGGAGGUGGAAAGGAGAGGGCAAAAGUCCCCAAGCCAGUUUACUUGUUUUGUGUGUAGGGGGGGAGGAAACGUAUCACAGUCUGAGGUCAGCUCCUUGUUAAGAGGUCUCCCGUCCUCUCUGAAGGGGGGGGGAUGAGCAGGGGCCGUCUGGUGAGCUGCUUGGGGCCAAUGCUGAGAUACCUGGGACCAAUCCUUCAUUGAACUGAGGUUCUGCCCAGAUCCCCAGGGAGCUGCUGAUCCUCCUUGCCACUUCUUGUGACAUCAGCAUCUGCUGCUCGUUCAAAAUGGUGAAACUGAUAAUUUUGUUGGUUGGUUUUUACUUUUCCUUGGUCCAGUUUAGGUCAAUAUUUAAAUGUGCAACAUUUUGAAUAUGUGAUUUGGUUACCAAAUGUAUCUUUUUGGAUCAAAGGGGCUGCUCAGUAGCUGGCAGAGGCUGGUCCUACAUCUUUGCUCCUGCUUUCUGUGGGCAAAGGGGGCGGAGUAAGGAGAGCUUCCCUUGGCAACUCCUCCUGCACCUGGCUGCUUCAGCAACCCAGCGAAGGCUGCAUUCCCCACCUGGCUGUUUUCAGAGCACUGGCGCAAGGAAUAUGAGAGAUUAAGAUUAAGAUUUAAUUUAUUUGUAUGCCGCCCUUCUCCGGGAGGGACUCACGACGGCAAACAACUCAAAAGGGGAAAGGGGAUACAAACACAAUACACGUAAUUAAAAUACACAAGAAGGCUAUCGUAGGAGAAGGACCCAUCUUUUCUUGUGGGAGAGGGUCCCUGCCUUUUAUGCUAAAGCAGAGAUUAUGGGAUUCGUUUGUAGAAUCAAGUCAAGGUUCAUGGAUAUAAGCCCCAGGAAGAAGAUUACAGUUUAAAAGAAAGUAUAGUCUUUUCAAAUACAGCGUCAGGGUUCUGACGGCCCAGUGUAAAAGAUGGCUUCCAGGUCUGACACAUCCCCUUUAUUAAAGUUUAUAUUAAGAACUUUCCCAUACAGGUAGUCCUUGAUUUACAUUCUUUCUUUUAGUGACCGAAGUUACAACAACACUGAAAAAAAUGAUUUACAACGGAUCUUCACACUUACCGUGGUCACGUGAUCAAAAUCCCAGCGCUGGCAACUGGCGUGUGGAGCUGCUGGUUCCAGCAUCCCGGGGUGGAGGGACGGCCGUUCGAGAUCUGACAAGCAGCGUCAAUGGGGGAAGACAGGUUCAGUUAACAACUGUGUGAUUGGCUCCACAACCACGGCAGAAACGUUGGUAAAAUUGGGUGUGAUUCACUUAACAGUUGCCAUUCUUGGCAAUGGAAAUUCUAGCCUCAGUUGUGGUCGUAAAUUGAGGACUACCUGUAGAAUAAAGAAAAAGGAAAGUGCAAGAAAUGAAAAAAAGAAAAGAAUUUAAUGAAUUUUCUUUUCAACAGAUAGUUGCUUUAAUAAUCCCUCCUUAGAUAUAUCAUAAAAUGUAUAUUGCCAAUUACCUCCCACAGACCUAUUAGAUCCCACAGACUAGGCCUCCUCCGGAUUCCAUCAGCUGGUCAAUGUC
Molecule: messenger RNA, 11959 nt
Organism: Thamnophis sirtalis
Lineage: Eukaryota; Metazoa; Chordata; Lepidosauria; Squamata; Natricidae
Source: RefSeq, a predicted model, not a curated record